Molecule: messenger RNA, 1272 nt
Organism: Pisolithus orientalis
Lineage: Eukaryota; Fungi; Basidiomycota; Agaricomycetes; Boletales; Pisolithaceae
Product: carbohydrate esterase family 4 protein
Exons: 11
Coding region: 1-1272 (423 amino acids)
Biological process (GO): carbohydrate metabolic process
Cellular component (GO): membrane
Molecular function (GO): chitin deacetylase activity
Source: RefSeq, a predicted model, not a curated record
AUGCAUUUCCUGUCACUCUUUGCUUCGUCAUCAGCACUGUCAAUCCUCAUCGGUGCACUCGCUUUUCUGCCCCAGACAGUCGCUCAGGAUCGCACUACUGAGGAGGGAGAGGCUCAGAUUUCAGAUCCCAACGUAGAAUGUACCCCUUACACUUACCCGCCAGUUGCUCAAGCACAAAACCAGUUUCCCCCGACUUGGACGGUGGCCACCAUCCUGCCCAAUGAUUCUGCGGCACAGAAUCGGUACAACAGCAUUCAGAGCCAGGUUCCAAACAUCUCGCCGAAGGGAACUCAGCCACAGUCCCUUUCUGGCGACUUCGGUGGCUUUUCGUACCCUUCGAACGACCCAGACUGUUGGUGGACUUUUAGUCAUUGUGUGACCCCAAAAAUGGCAGGAAUUCCGGAUGAUAUCGUCACCGUUCCAGAGCCGGGUACUUUGGGCUACGGUUUUGACGACGGUCCAUACUGUGGACACAACGGGUUCUAUGACUUUUUGCAAUCGCAGAACCAGACAGCUACUAUGUUCUACAUCGGUAGCAACAUCAUGAACGUACCCCUAGAAGCUCAACGUGGGUUAGCUGAUGGUCACGAAAUUUGCGUCCAUACUUGGUCCCACCGGUAUAUGACUGCAUUGACGAAUGAAGAGGCUUUCGCUGAACUCUAUUACACUAUGCAACUGAUGGAGCUGGUUAUUGGCGUAACGCCAACUUGCUGGAGGCCACCCUAUGGCGAUGUCGACGAUCGCAUUAGGGCAAUUGCGGACGCUAUGGGUUUACGAACUAUCAUUUGGCAGUAUGAUUCAAGUGACUGGCUUGGGAAUGCCACAGUAACCGAUGGCAAUUACCAAGCCCUCGUCGACGCAGCGGCAAGCGGUACUUUCGAUGAUGUUGGCACGAUCUUCCUUACCCACGAACUAUCGAACUUUACGAUGUCUGAGGCAAUCAAGUGGUAUAGCAACCUAACAUCCGUGUUCAAACACCUCGUUCCUGUAGGUGUGGCGCUCAACAUAACCAAGCCAUACGUCGAGGAUGGGUACACCUUACCCACUUUUGCGCAAUACGUCAACGGCACACAUGUCGGGUCGAUCACUGGGAGUGCCAAUGGGACAGCGGGUGAUAGCGCAAAUACAACAGUUUCGACUGCCUCGCAUACCGCAACUGCGACAUCAAGCACUCCUACUGCAGGAACGAAUGCUGCUCAAGUUGUUCCUGUCAAAUCAGUGGGUUGGCUAGUCCUCACUGUCGCGUUAGUGGGCAGCAUGCUUUGUGCAUAA